Homarus americanus (American lobster) is the source of this 1805-nucleotide messenger RNA. It is a transcript of the gene Mon1, whose product is annotated as vacuolar fusion protein MON1 homolog A-like. The coding region runs from base 20 to 1636 and encodes 538 amino acids. Gene Ontology annotation, biological process: endosome to lysosome transport via multivesicular body sorting pathway; protein targeting to vacuole. The transcript has 9 exons. Lineage: Eukaryota; Metazoa; Arthropoda; Malacostraca; Decapoda; Nephropidae. The record is from RefSeq and is a predicted model, not a curated record.
UCCAAUACUUCAGUAAGGUAUGAUGGCGGACGGUGUAGAGGAUCAUCUAGGAGUGUCUUCACCUAAAGUCACUCCUGGCGAGGCUGUAGGAGAUGAACUAAAGGAUGAUACUCCUGGGGUGAGCGGGGAGGUUAUGCUGGUCAACACAGACAGUUUUGAGGAGUGUCACCAUGAACUGGACACUCAGUUUAGUGGUGGUGAGGAUGGUCCGGUCCCUAACUCCCCCAUCAGGAAGGUCCAGCAGGAACAGAUUUUAACACAGGAAAAUGAACUUGUUGGAGGAAUGGGCAAGGUAGCUGUGACAGAGGAUGAAGACAAAACCGACUCAGAAGACAGACUACAAGAACUGGUCCCUUCAGCCGCAUACGUUGAGGAGGAAAAUCUCGACGAAGAGUAUCUGCAAAACCCAGAAUGGAUCCGGAAGGAGAAACAUGUCUUUAUUUUGAGUGAAUCGGGCAAACCUAUUUACACUAGAUAUGGGAAAGAAGACAGAUUAGUGACACUGUUUGGGCUGAUGCAGGCACUCGUAUCCUUUGUGGCGGACAGUGAUGAUGUGAUUCGGUGCAUCGUUGCGGGAGACCACAAGUUUGUGUUUUUAGUGAAGUCUCCUCUAAUACUGGUGGCCGUAUCUCACUCUGUUGCGAGUAUAGCACAGCUUCUAAUGCAGCUUACGUAUGUCCAGAAUCAGAUUGUCAGUGUACUAACAGCUUCUGCCCUGACACGAAUGUUUGAAAAGCGACGCAAUUACGACUUCCGUCAUUUAUUAGGAGGAACUGAUCGAUUACUGGACAACUUGUUGAACAUGUUGGACUCUCAUCCUUCUUUCCUCCUGGGAGCCAUUCAGUGCCUCCCACUGGCUACCUCUGUCCGGGACACUAUUACACAGACCAUCAUCCAGUACUGCUCCAAGAUUAAGAAUCUGGUGUUUGGUUUAAUCAUCUGUCAGAAUCAACUCAUCUCUCUUGUCCGUAUGAAGAAAUUCCUCCUCCAUCCAGCAGAUCUACAUUUACUGUUUAACCUUGUAAAUGCCACUGAGUCUUUGAAGACAAGUGAGAACUGGAUGCCCAUCUGUUUGCCCAAGUUUGACCCAAAUGGAUACUUAUACGGCCAUGUUUCAUACCUGGCGGAUGAUUGUGAGGCCUGCCUCUUAUUGCUCUCCGUCGACAGAGAGCAGUUCUUCACACUGUCUGAGGCAAAACAAAAGAUUGUUGAUCGGUUGCGGAGACACCAUUGUCUAGAAGGAAUAAAUACGGCAAUUCGUACAUCUUUUUACACGGUGAAGGCAAUUGGGGCACCUGAACUAAGACACUUCCUCUACAAGUCCAAGACAACUGCACAGUUCACUUGCCCAGAGUACACAGCUCCGUAUCACACAGAGGCGGAGCAGCGACGUCUGUUUGGGUUGUAUCAGCUGCUACACCACCGUGUACACUCAGUGUCUAGACCUCUGAAAAUGGUCUAUAUGGUCAUGGACACACAGACUCUCUUGGGAUGGGUAACGAGGGAGUUUGAGUUGUAUGCUGCAUUAGAGCCGCUGGUGACCAAGCAUAAUGCAAUUAUCUAUGUCAAUAAACUGCUUAGAUGGAUCAAAUCUGAUGAGAACAAAUUGUUCAUACUGAACUCUCCUACAUUUUAACUUAUUACAUUUUGUGUCCAUUAAUGUACGUUAGUACAAACUUGAUCUCCUUUCCUUAAUUUCUUUAUUGUCUACAGUUUAUUUGUAUUUAACUUAAAAAUCUAAGACAUUUGUAAAUAGAUGUAUGCAUUGCAAAGUUAAUUUUAUGAGAAUAUACAUUCCCAGAUAA